Messenger RNA from Ostrea edulis (European flat oyster), 570 nucleotides. Its product is annotated as complement C1q-like protein 3. The transcript has 3 exons. The record is from RefSeq and is a predicted model, not a curated record. NCBI's taxonomy places the organism in Eukaryota, Metazoa, Mollusca, Bivalvia, Ostreida, Ostreidae. Gene Ontology annotation, molecular function: protein binding. The coding region runs from base 69 to 530 and encodes 153 amino acids.
AUGACACCCAGCCAUACAGAAACAGUAGUUAAAUAUGAGCACGGACGGCCUUAAAUAGCAAAAGAAACAUGAUGAAGUGUGUUCUUUUUCUUGCUGUACUGGGAUUCGUUUCUGGUUGUCCAGAGAGAGGAGCGAGUGUUGCUUUCACAGCCCUUCUGUCCAAAGCCACAACAGUGACCGCUCACGCUGUGGUGAAGUAUCAUCACGUGUUGACAAAUUGGGGCGGAGCCUAUCAACCAACAACUGGUGUUUUUACUGCCCCCUAUAACGGUCUCUACAGCUUCUCCUGUAGCUUGAUGAGUCACCCAGAGAAUCAUGUUCAUCUAGGAAUAAUGAAGAGUGAUAUCGGAUUGUCCGUGGUGUUUUCUAAUGCAAAAACCUAUCCACAAUCCAGUCAGACCUUACAGUUAUUACUAAACAAAGGCGACAAAAUAUGGAUUCGGAACAAUAAUGGCCGUGCAUCAAGUAUCCAUGACCGUAGUGUGUCUAAUUAUAAUGUGUUUUCUGGUUUUCUAAUAGAUCAACUGUAAACUUUUGUUGAAAAGAAAUAAAAGAUAUUGGAAAGGAAGA